GCCCACAAUUCCCCGAUAAUCCGGUCCCGUUCGUCCCGACACUGCCGUUUGCUUGACGCUCGCCCCCGCGCUCCUUCGUCACCCUCCUCGCCCGGCCCGAUCCGAUCUUCACAGCCAUGCCUCCUCAAUCAGACGCCGGUCCCUCGCGGGCCAGUAUCGGUGACGAUGAUAUGAGAAAGCGCGUGAGCAAGAAGCUUCACAAGAAGCGGCGCGAAGAGCGCACGGCCACGGUGUUUCCGGAGCCCCUACGAGACAGCGACGACUCGGCCGAGGAACAGGAUGCCCCGAGCCAAGGGCCGCCCAUGUUUAUGAACAUGAACCAGAGCAUUUUUGGCCUUAUUGCUGCUGCCGGGUCCCGCGUCGACUUUAAUGACCGUUUCGACGGCAUCAGCAGUGACGAGGAGGAGGGCCACGGGACCACUCGGCGGGAUACCCGGGCAGAUGACCUUGCUAAGACCUCGGUCCUCAAGGUGUCCUCCAAAGAAAAAGGUAGUCGCCGCAAGAAGUUCUCUGAUCACAAGCUCUUGCGCUCCUUACCUACCUUGCCAAAACUUCUCCCCAAGUCAAAGCGACACUCAAGCCGCCUAUCAGCGCCAAAGGAGGAAGCCGAGGAGUCGAGCGAGGCCAGCACGAGUAGUGCAUCAACGCCUCCCACCUUCACACUGACCCGCCAUGAUAGCCGGCAGGCGCCUAUGAUGAGCCGGAUGCUUGAAGCCAAGGCUGAGAUGGUCAACCGGCCGAGCUUUGACGUCGAGAGGCUCUCCUCUGAUGUCAGCAGCCAGAGCCAGAGCGUCGACCUCCCUCCACUGGCCAAGAAGUUGAUGGAGAUCUUCGAAUUUGACGAGCCAGAGCAAGUCAUCGAAGAGUAUCCUUGCUGGCUGUUGCAGAGCGUCCUUCUCCAAGGCUACAUGUACAUCACGUCCAAGCAUAUUUGCUUCUAUGCCUACCUCCCCAAGAAAGCUCAUGAUGUUGCCAAGUCUGGAUAUCUCACCAAGACUGGAAAGCGAAACCCCAAGUACAACCGCUACUGGUUUCGACUCAAGGGCGACGUAUUGGCUUACUACCGCGACUCCACCAACCUCUACUUCCCACACGGCCAAAUCGAUCUCCGGUAUGGUAUCUCAGCAAACAUCACCGACAAAGACAAGGACGGUGUGCACUUUUCCGUCGUGACCCAUCACCGAACGUACAACUUCAAGGCCGACAGUGCUCCUAGUGCCAAGGAGUGGGUCAAGAGCCUACAGCGCGUCAUCUUCCGGAGCCAUAACGAUGGCGACAGCGUUAAGAUCUCUCUGCCCAUUGAGAACGUCAUUGAUAUCGAAGAUACCCAGAUGAUCCAGUUUGCGGAUACCUGUAAGAUUCGUGUCAUUGAUAAUGACGAGACAUAUGCCAUCGAUGAGUAUUUCUUUUCCUUCUUCAGCUUUGGCAAGGAAGCCAUCAAUGUCCUCAAGAUCCUCAUUGAAGAUGCUUCCGCUGGAAACCGCAACGCGGAAAAGGUUCUCGCAACUCCGGAAGACAGAGUUUCGUUGCAGCCGCCCUCAAGACGAACACCGCCGACUUCAAACAGGCACAGCAUCCAUGUGGACAAGAUUCGCACAGGAAGGUUGCCUGGGCAAGUCAAGGCCACUCUAUCUCCCAUGUCUCCCCAAUCGCCUGGCCAAAUGAGCCCCCGAGCUAGUUCCGAAAUGCCAUACCGGGCCAGCCUAGAUGCAUUCAGGCAACUAGGGCGCAGGAGUCUCGACGUGUCCAGUCUCAUCAGAGAGCAAAGCCCGAGGAGGAGUUUCAGUGGAACACGCCGCCAACAUCGAGAUGGAAAUCGAACGCCAAAGCAAGAGCAAGACUCUACGGACUCGUUCGCUCAGUCAUCCACUGAUGAUCCAAGCAUCUCAAAUCUGGCUGCAUCUUCCAACCUGGCCAGCUCUUCCAACGAGGACCCUUCGGCAAGCCAGAUCCUCAGAGGGAGCGAGGUCUUCCACAGCCCAACAAUGCGCAGAUCGGCGUCGGCUAGCAGAACGGUAGGUUCUGGGGCCAAGAAGCAGACACCCCGGAAUUCGUCGUCAAAUUUCGUCCCGCAUCCCGUAGCACAUGCUGCGACAACUGGGUCCAUGCAAAGCACGCAGCGUGACAGCACACAGCGUGACAGCUUCGAUGCUCAGCGCCCAGGGACUCCCACCCUACAGAACAUUACCAAGAUGGGCGCCUAUCCCCUUCAACGGGCGAAUGCUUUUGCCGAGUAUCUGAGCAAGACAAGUGUACGCAUGGGCUCACUUUUUGCUACAGAGUCAAUGGGAUACGUGGAGAAGGUGUCGGGCAUGUGGAAGGGUGGCCACAGGCACUACGACGAGCCUGCAGGCCUCAGAACGGAUGACGAUGAUCUCGAGGAGGACGCCGAUGGCAAGGUUCAAGUCUCGAUGGACCGCUUCCGUGCUCACUUCGCUCUGCCUGAGACGGAAAAGCUCCAAGCCACAUACUUCGGCCACAUCCUGCGUGUGCUGCCCCUGUAUGGCAAGUUCUACAUCAGCGACCGGUCCUUCUGCUUCCGAAGCUUGCUUCCAGGAACGAGGACGAAGCUCAUUCUCCCUCUCAAGGACAUCGAAACUGUUCAUAAGGAGAAGGGUUUCCGGUUCGGCUACUCUGGUCUAGUUGUAGUCAUUCGAGGGCAUGAAGAGUUGUUCUUCGAAUUCAACAAAGCUGAGAUUCGAGACGACUGCGCAAUCACGCUCCUCCAGAGCUUGGAAACGACUAAAUAUCUCGAAAAGUCUGGAAUGCUUGACCAAGAGGAGCAGGAGGAGGAGGAUUCCUACAUAGCAGAACGCGACGCGCUGAAGUCGGUUCGACAGGAUGAGUUUCCAGACCACGAGCUGGAACUUCCUCACAAGACAUCAGGAAUCCCCAACGCGCCAACCAUCCUGUUCGACGACCCGAACUGCUCGGCUCUGGCCUUUAAGCCGCAGAGCCCGAUGAAGAUUACAUGUCUGACAAUCGGAUCCAGAGGAGACGUUCAACCCUACAUUGCGCUAUGCAAAGGCCUCCUCGCCGAGGGCCACAAGCCUCGCAUCGCCACCCAUGCCGAGUUCCAGGACUGGAUCGAGUCCCAUGGCAUCGAAUUUGCCCGGGUUGAGGGUGACCCUGGCGAGCUGAUGCGCUUGUGUAUCGAGAACGGGACAUUCACGUGGUCUUUCCUUCGCGAAGCAAACUCGACUUUCCGAGGAUGGCUCGAUGAUCUGCUCGACUCGGCAUUCAAAGCCUGCGAGGGCUCAGAGAUGCUCAUCGAGUCUCCGUCGGCGAUGGCUGGUAUUCACAUUGCGGAGAAGUUGGGCAUCCCUUACUUCCGGGCAUUUACAAUGCCAUGGACGCGUACCCGAGCGUAUCCCCACGCCUUCAUCAUGCCGGAGCACAAGAUGGGAGGCGCAUACAACUACAUGACCUAUGUCAUGUUUGACAAUAUCUUCUGGAAGGCCACGGCAUACCAGGUUAACCGAUGGAGAAACAAUACCCUUGGCCUGCCCAACACGAGCCUGGAGAAGAUGCAGCCGAACAAGGUCCCAUUCCUGUACAACUUUAGCCCCAGCGUUGUGGCGCCUCCUCUGGACUUUUCGGAUUGGAUCAGGGUCACUGGAUACUGGUUCCUGGACGAGGGUGGUGAGUGGGAACCGCCCAAGGAGCUCCAGGACUUCAUCGACAAGGCGAGAGCAGACGGCAAGAAGCUAGUUUAUGUCGGGUUUGGAUCCAUCAUCGUCAACGAUCCUGCCAAGAUGACGCAAGAGGUCAUCGACGCCGUGCAGAAAGCCGACGUCCGAUGCAUUCUCUCCAAGGGCUGGUCUGACCGAAUCUCUCCCAAGGAUGACCCGAACAAGGCCCGGCCUGAAGAGCCCAAGAUGCCAGCGGAUAUCCACGUCAUCAAGUCGGCACCGCACGACUGGCUCUUCCGGCAGAUUGACGCAGCUGCUCACCACGGUGGUUCAGGUACCACUGGAGCUAGCUUGCGAGCGGGAAUUCCUACAAUCAUCCGACCCUUCUUUGGAGAUCAGUUCUUCUUUGCCAGCAGAGUGGAGGAUCUUGGAGUCGGUGUCUGGGUCAAGAAGUGGGGAACCAAUAGCUUUGGGCGAGCACUGUGGGAGGUGACUCGGAAUGAGCGAAUGAUUGUCAAGGCACGGGUCCUUGGCGAGCAGAUUCGCAGUGAGACUGGUGUUGACACGGCGAUCCAAUGCAUAUAUCGGGAUCUAGAGUACGCGAAGAGUCUGAUCAAGCGAAGGGCCGGCAAGAACAGCCAGAACGAAGCUGUUGAGGACGACGAAACGGAAGAGAGUUGGACAUUUGUUGGGAGAGACGAGCCAGACCCUGACCACGUCACCAAGAAGCUGAGUGACGGGUUGACGGGUCCCAGUGAGAAGGCGCCGGGAAGCCAGGUGCUGGAGACGUCGGAUGUGGCGACAUAAUUCACGGGCAAAGAAGGGAAACCGGGAGAUUUGGUGCUGGUCUACGACGCAAACGCAUCAUUUGGAUUGUAAUGUUGGGAGUCUGGACGUCGGUUGGAUGGGUGACUUCAGACUCGACUUUUGGGUUGUGUGAUGAGAUGAGACACGGA
Ilyonectria robusta is the source of this 4588-nucleotide messenger RNA. RefSeq lists its product as uncharacterized. The record is from RefSeq and is a predicted model, not a curated record. Lineage: Eukaryota; Fungi; Ascomycota; Sordariomycetes; Hypocreales; Nectriaceae. Gene Ontology annotation, molecular function: UDP-glycosyltransferase activity; hexosyltransferase activity. The transcript has 5 exons. Bases 117 to 4439 code for a protein of 1440 amino acids. Gene Ontology annotation, biological process: carbohydrate metabolic process.